Molecule: messenger RNA, 5610 nt
Organism: Chara braunii
Lineage: Eukaryota; Viridiplantae; Streptophyta; Charophyceae; Charales; Characeae
Source: the annotation of a GenBank genome assembly
UGGAUCCUAGAGAGUCAGUCAGUAGGUCAGUGUGUCCGGGUAGGUCUAAGUGGUGAGGAGUGGGACAUUGUCGUGCACCUAACACCACGAUGGACGACUAUCCGAUGUAUGGGUUGCUCGUUGGGUUCUCCCUCUGGGGGACCCUCUGGCGUCUCCUCUUUCCUCUGGGGUUUUGGCACACCUUUACCUGUAGAGUAGAUACCCGGGGUGGUGCCUCCACCAAGCCAUACACGAAGGAGGAGGAGGMGAAGAUGGCCGCCAUUCUGCAGGAGAGGAAGGAGAAGAAGGAGGCCAAAAAGCAGGCCUUGAAGGAGGACCAGGCGACCAAAUUGAAGAAGAUAGAAGAAGAGAUGGUCAGAGAGAAGGAGAGGAUACAGAAAGAAGAGGAAGAGAAGUUGAAAGAGGUGGAAGAGGAGGAAGAAGAUGAAACGCCACAGCAGAGGAAGAAGGGGCAUUACAGUGGCAGUAGGGAUGAGGAGAUGGAGAAGCGGAUCUCAGAACACCAGUUGGUCGCCCUCUUUUACAGAGCUAUGCCCGAAGCUUUUCGCGGGCACUUCUUCGUGAAGAGCGAAGACCCUGCCACCACUUACGAUUCCCUUAGCCGUGAGGUGGUGGCCUUUGAGGCCAAGUCUAUGUUAGUCUCCAUCUUCUGGCACAAAGAUUUGGAUAAGGGAAAGCAGUGGAAGGGCCGCACUAUUUCUGGGCAAGUGAAGACUAAGGAUAGUCUUGUCCUAACCUUAGAUGAGGGUAGUGUGGACGAGAUCCCCUACGAUCAGAUUGAGUGGGGGUUAGAGGAGGAGGACAACGGUGUGGGCCAGGGGAGAUCUUACGCUGCUGUCGCGGCCGGAGGAAGGCCGCAAGGAGGAGGACGAGGCCAGGGCCAAGGGGGCUGGGCCUCAGGGAGCCGGUUCCAAGGCGAUCAGGGGGUUGGCGGCAGAGGAGGAAACCGCCAAGCGGGAGACAGGGGUCAAGGUCCCCCGCAAAACCGUCCUAGGAAUAGGUCUCCCUAUAGGGUAGGAGGAUGGCACCCGGGGUUGCCGCAGGGCCGGUGUCUAGAUGGCUGUCCAGAGACUGCUUAUGUUAGAGUCUCUCUAGACACCUCCCUCACAGGCGUGGUUGAAGAGUUGAAGGAGAGGAUGCCCGCCUGGGCCAAGAUGAGCAAGGAGAAUAAAGGGCAGCUUAUAUUAGUAGAUACAAAAAUUUUUAGACGCAGAGUACGGGCCCUAGUAGACUCAGGGGCCACCCGCAGCUAUAUUAGUAAGAAGGCGCUGCAGAAGUUGAAGUUGGGACUUAAAGUCCAAAAGCUAGCAGACCCUAUAGUUAGUAUCCUCGCAAACAAUCGUACCAUGGUUGUAGAGGAUUACGUAGAGGGAGUCCAGGCGUAUUUCCGCCUAGAGAAAGAUGGGAAAGUGGAGAAGGUCCUCCACUCCCUGAUUCUUCUCGUAGAGGACAGCCUCCCAUUUGAUAUUGUUCUGGGAAUGGAUUGGGGAGAGGCAGCCGGGGCCACGCUCCAUUUGAAGGAGCACGAGUGUAGGCUCCCUAGUUCUUCAGGCGAGGCCAAGACUGCCCGCCUGUUCCAUGUGUCCAAAGUAGAGAAUCCAUUGGCACAUUGCUGUCUUAGUGCUCCUGCGUUCGCCAGAUUGGUGAAAAAGGAGAAAUUGGAAGAACAUGUUUUUGUUGCCUAUGCUAGGCCAGUGACUGAGCCUACGGAAGAAAAGCCGAUGGACCCUGCGAUUGCCAAGGUGCUGGAAGAGUUCAAGGAUCUAACUGAGCCACCGACAGGAGUAGUACCGCGACCCAUCCAACACCGCAUUGAGAUAGAGCCUGGCAGUAGAACUCCUAAGGGCGCUGUGUAUAGGAUGUCCCCACGGGAGUUAGAGGAGCUUCGCAAGCAAUUAGACGAGCUCCUCGAGAAGGGUUGGAUUAGGCCCAGUUCGUCUCCUUUCGGAGCGCCUGUUCUCUUUGUUCCUAAGAAAGAGGGAGAGCUGAGAAUGUGCAUAGACUAUAGGGGUCUGAAUGCUAUUACAGUGAAGAAUGCUGAGCCAUUGCCUAGGAUAGACGAUCUCUUAGAUCGAGUGCAGGGGGCCAGGUAUUUCUCUAAGAUAGACUUAAAAUCCGGAUAUCAUCAGAUAGAGGUACAUUCUGAUGAUCAGUAUAAGACAGCCUUUCGGACUAGGUACGGGCAUUAUGAGUUUAUAGUGAUGCCCUUUGGACUAACCAAUGCGCCAGCAACUUUUCAGCGGUGUAUGAAUGAUUUGUUUAGGCCAUGGUUAGACAGAUUCGUCGUAGUUUACUUAGAUGAUAUUUUAGUGUUUAGUAAGACCCUUGAAGAGCAUCAGGGUCAUCUCAGACAGGUCUUGGAGAAGCUGAGGGAAGCUAACUUUAAGAUCAAUGUAAAGAAGUGCGAUUGGGAAAAGACCCAAGUUUUGUACCUAGGCCACGUCUUAGACGGAGACGGCAUCAAGCCGGAAGAUAGUAAGAUUGCAGCGAUUAGAGAUUGGCCAACACCGCGAACGUUGACAGAAUUGUGGUCGUUCUUAGGCCUGGCAAACUACUACAGGAAGUUCGUGAGGAACUUCUCUACCAUCGCUGCGCCCCUUCGCAGAUUGCUCAGGAAGGAGACCAUCUGGAAGUGGGAUAAGGACUGCACGUCUGCUAUGAAGAAGUUAAAACAGGCGUUGAUAGAGUAUCCAGUCCUUAAGGUCGCCGAUCCGUCCUUGCCCUUUGUCGUCACUACGGACGCUAGUCAGUACGGCAUAGGUGCCGUGUUACAUCAAGACGAUGGCAAUGGUUAUAGACUCGUAGAGUUCAUGUCCGCCAGGAUGCCUUCAGAGAAGGUCGCGACAUCUACCUAUGAGAGGGAACUCUACGCUCUCAGGCAAGCGUUAGACCACUGGAAGCACUACUUGCUUGGGAGGCACUUCAAAGUCUACUCAGACCAUGAGACGUUAAGAUGGUUAAAGACGCAGGCCAAGAUGACACCUAAGCUUACUAGGUGGGCCGCAGAGAUAUAUCAGUACGAUUUUGAGCUCAAGCCAGUCAAAGGAAACUAUAAUGUAGUUGCGGAUCCGCUGAGUAAGAGAGAUGAUUACUUUGGGGCAAUAGUGCAUUACCUAGAUAUAGGGAAGGACCUGCAGCAGAAGAUUAGAGAAGCCUAUGCGCAGGACCCUAUCUAUAGUGACCUCCUCAAGAGAGUCAAGGAGGCCCCAGAGACUGCGCCGAACUACCGCACUACUGAAGGGUUGCUCUUCGAGAAGACCAAUGUAUUUGACCGCCUGUGCAUUCCCAGUAGCGAAAAGAUUCAUAGUCUGAUUUUGGGGGAAUGCCACGACACAAAGGGUCAUUUUGGUUGGCAGAAGACUUUAGCCAAUCUGAUGCGCGCGUAUACCUGGCCGGGGAUGAAGAAUGACUGCGUAGAGUAUGUUCGCAGUUGUAAGGUUUGCCAGCGUAACAAGACGAGCACGCAAGUGUCGUUAGGUCUUCUCAGACCCUUGCCCAUUCCAGACCAGCUAGGAGACUCAGUGUCCAUAGACUUCAUGGACACCCAAGUCAAGAGCAGGCAUGGCAAGAGCCAAGUCAUGGUCGUAGUCGACCGUUUUACAAGCGAGCCGGUGAAAAUGCCGCCGGAGAUAGAGGGAGUUGUCGCUAAAUACCCUGAUCUAUUUGAAGAGACGAAAGGGGUUGUUGAGAGGGAGGUCGUCCAUGCGAUAGAGAUUAUCUCAGGGUCUAGCAUUCCAAAGGGUAGGAUCUAUCGGAUGUCUCCAAGCGAGUUUGAUGAGCUUCGCCGGCAGCUCAAGGAGUUCGUAGAGAAGGGUUGGAUCCGGCCGAGUGUCUCCCCUUACGAAUCAUCUGUCUUAUUUGUACUGAAGAAGGGAGGAACUUUGAGGAUGUGCAUUGACUAUAGGGGCCUCAAUGCCAUCACUGUCAAGAACCGAGAGCCCCUACCGCGCAUCGAUGACUUGUUGGACCGAGUGCGAGGGUGUCGGUACUUCAGUAAGAUAGAUCUGAAGUCCGGGUACCAUCAGAUUGCAAUACGUCCUGAGGAUCAACAAAAAAACGCUUUUCAAACCAAGUACGGUCUGUACGAGUUUGUGGUGAUGCCUUUUGGCCUUUGCAAUGCUCCUGGCACCUUUCAGCUGACAAUGAACCGGAUCUUUCAUGACUACUUGGAUAAGUUUAUCAUCGUGUACCUUGAUGACGUACUUAUCUUCAGUAGGACUGUUGAGGAGCACAUUGGUCAUUUAGACAAAGUCCUUAGUCUCCUUCGGCAGCACAAGUUCAAGAUCAACGGCGAGAAGUGUGAAUUUGGCCGCACCCGUAUCUUGUUUAGUAAAUAUGCUAGAUUAGUGGCAAUGCCUGAAACAGCGAAAACGGAGGAUGUGAUUAAACUCUUCAAGGAGAACUGGGUCAGGGACUUUGGGCUUCCUAAGUCUAUUGUUAGUGGCAGGGAUGUCAGAUUCACAAGUGAGUUGUGGAAGGCUGCAGCUGCAGAACAGGGUACACAGCUGCAGAUGACCUCCGGGAACCACCCAGAGGCAAACGGCCAAGCAGAGCAGCUGAACCGCGCUGUACAACACCUGUUAAGGCACUACAUCAAGCCCAAUCAGGUGGACUGGGAUGAGAAACUUGCUCUCAUCACCAGCCUGUACAACAACGCUGUGCACAGCGCCACUGGGGUGAGCCCUAACAGUCUGCUACUGAUUUUCAAGCCUAGACUACCACUGGACUUCCUAUUACCUGAGAACCAGCCGACUGCUGCACCUGGCACACUAGAGUUUGCCUAUGAACAACUGAUGCAGCAGGCGGUAGAGCAGAUGCACAGGGCACAGGCGGCGAUGAUAGAGUCUGAGAAUAAGCACUGCCGCUCAUCUACAUUCCAGGUAGGGGACAGAGUUUGGGUUAAGUCCUCAGAACUGGGUCAGGAGCACGGGAUCUCCCGCAAGCUCAUGCCACAGUACUUUGGACCCUGCGACGUUGGGGAUGAUCCGGAUGGGCCUUCAUAUGUAGUUCAGAUCCCUGGUCACCUUCGCACUUACCCAGUCUUCCACGCCUCCAAGCUCGCACCUUUCAGGGAAACUGACCAGUUUCCUUCUCGUCGCUCAAUGCUGCCCCCAACCAUGGAUGGAGAGGUCGACAUCAAUGACAUCGUGGAUCACAGAGAAAUGCCAGUUCCAAGGCCUACAGGCAGGGGACGUCCUACGAAACCGAAGCUGCAGUAUCGCGUUCGGGGUGAUACGGCCCGAGAGUUUGAAAUUGUGAAGGCGAAAAUGGCUCAGAGAAUUAAGGAGCUGGAGCUGAGCAAUGCUGAAAUACAAGCGCUCCUUGCUAAGCGAGAGGCCGCUUUGAAUCAGCUUAUACUCGAAAAGGAGCAGAGUGACGCUGAGAAAAACCGACAGAUACGAGACCUGAGGAAGAAACUGGAUGACCUGGCCCAUGAGUUCGUUGAAGUUCUGAAGACGCUUACUGUUGCGCCUGGGUUGACUUUCUUAGGUGCAGUUGGUCCCCUGGCCAUGAAGGGAUGCUGAUCACACUUGCUAGAAUAGAGGCUUCCAUGUGACAGUCACAAGAUGAAAAACAGAACUCUUUUUUUCUAGUAGCAAACAUAGUUAG